AUGCUGGAGGAGAAGGAUGUGCCAAGGAUAUCACAAUGCAUCGCGAUCACCUGGCGACCACAGGCUCUGGAAGAAGCAGAGUGUACACCGGACCAGUGGCUAAUGGAUAUCCUCUCGCAGGUCAACGUUCCCAAGACUCGCCGCACCUACUGCAAAGGCAAGGAUUGCAAAAAGCACACUCAGCACAAGGUGACCCAAUACAAGGCCGGCAAGGCUUCCCAAUACGCCCAGGGUAAACGUCGUUACGACCGCAAGCAGUCCGGUUACGGUGGUCAGACGAAACCCGUGUUCCACAAGAAGGCCAAGACCACCAAGAAGGUCGUGCUGCGAUUAGAAUGCACAGCUUGCAAGACAAAGGCACAGCUGUCGCUCAAGCGCUGCAAGCACUUUGAGUUGGGCGGUGACAAGAAGACCAAGGGUGCUGCGCUGGUGUUCUAA
Recurvomyces mirabilis is the source of this 438-nucleotide messenger RNA. RefSeq names its product 40s ribosomal protein L44e (gene RPL44). Gene Ontology annotation, molecular function: structural constituent of ribosome. Gene Ontology annotation, biological process: translation. NCBI's taxonomy places the organism in Eukaryota, Fungi, Ascomycota, Dothideomycetes, Mycosphaerellales, Teratosphaeriaceae. Gene Ontology annotation, cellular component: cytosolic large ribosomal subunit; ribosome. The coding region runs from base 1 to 438 and encodes 145 amino acids. The record is from RefSeq and is a predicted model, not a curated record. The transcript is spliced from 3 exons.